AUGUCACUCCUUUCCAAUCAAGGCCAGGUCGGCAGUGACAUCGGCAGUGAGCUGGGUGGCGCCGGAUCGGGCGAGCACGAACAGCAACACCCCACCGGUACCGAGGGCCAUGGCCCGAUGGGCCAGGAGAUGGCGGGAGCUGGUGGUGGCGAGCACGCACACAACACCCAGGUCGUCCAAGGCGAGGUCGGGAGCCAGAUGGGCGGCGCUGGCUCGGGCGAGCGCCCACCGGGCUAUAUCCCCCCUCUCAUCAGCACCGUCGGCAGCCAAAUGGCGGGUGCCGGUUCCCAGCAGUGA
Molecule: messenger RNA, 297 nt
Organism: Apiotrichum porosum
Lineage: Eukaryota; Fungi; Basidiomycota; Tremellomycetes; Trichosporonales; Trichosporonaceae
Exons: 2
Coding region: 1-297 (98 amino acids)
Source: RefSeq, a predicted model, not a curated record